This is a messenger RNA of Cimex lectularius (bed bug), 1595 nucleotides long. RefSeq names its product 1,5-anhydro-D-fructose reductase-like. NCBI's taxonomy places the organism in Eukaryota, Metazoa, Arthropoda, Insecta, Hemiptera, Cimicidae. The record is from RefSeq and is a predicted model, not a curated record. Bases 384 to 1502 code for a protein of 372 amino acids. The transcript is spliced from 7 exons. Gene Ontology annotation, molecular function: oxidoreductase activity.
GUAUGAUAUGUUUCGUUAAACAUAAAUAAAAAUUUAAUACAGUAGUUUUCUUAGAAUUGCCUAGAAAGUGACACAAGAUCGAAAUACUUAAAAUUCAAUGGUAUGAAAAUUUCACGAUGUACAAUUUGUAAAUGAUGGCUAAUUACGAAGGAAAGAAAUAUGAAAUGAGAUAGUCUGCAAAACUUAAAAACACUGUAGCAGCCGAAUGUGAGAACACUCUUUGCAAGAAAAGAAACAUCUGGGAAAAUCAAAUUUCUUCACAAUGACUGCCACAUGUUUUGGCGCAUGACAAAAAUCAUAAAACACCCUCAUGUAUCAAGAUUAGCAAGCACUUAUUAUACAAAUUCACCACAGUCCCAAAUUUUAAGUGAAAAAGCAUCGCGAUGAAUUUCUGGCCGGCUAAAUCCAUCGUCCGCCUAGGUGAAUUAUCCAAAUUAUCGAAACAGGCAAAGAAACGAAUCCUCGAGAUUUUAUCCGUGUCCAAAACGGAGCCGACGGUCGAGGAGGCCGCGUCCCAAUUGCCCGAAAUAGAAAGCACGACCAAGAUCGAGACUAGAGGUUUGUCCAUGCCGAUAAUCGGUAUAGGGACAUGGCAGAUAGAACCGAUAUACAUAGAGUCAUGCUUGUCUUACGCCUUGGAUGCCGGAUAUCGGCACAUAGACACCGCCUAUUCCUAUGGGAACGAAGCCGCUAUCGGGCAUGCGUUAAAUAACAUGUUUAAAGCCGAUGCAUUGAACAGAGAAGAACUGUUCAUAACAUCAAAACUUCCGUUCUACGGUAUGUCUCCCGAAGGAGUGAGGCAUUUUGUCGGGCAAACUCUGAAGAACUUGAAGGCCGGUUAUUUGGAUCUGUACCUUAUCCACUAUCCAGUUGGAGUACGGUACAAAGACGGACAGUUCACCGUCGAUCCUGAAACAGACCACGUUAAAAUUUGGAGGGCUCUAGAAGAUGAGGUGUGCAAAGGGAGAAUUAAAAAUCUCGGCGUUUCCAAUUUCAAUAUACCCCAGGUGAAGAAGAUCUUGAAGUUUGCCAAGAUAGCACCAGCAAAUAUUCAAGUAGAACUGCAUUUAUACCACCAGCAAAAGGAGAUGCUGUCGUUUUGUGCGGACAACGCGAUCGCACUGACAGCCUAUGCUCCCCUGGGAUCUCCUGGGCUAGAUCAAUUUCUGGUGUCCCAUGACCUCAAUUUCUCAGACGUUCCGAUGCCUCUCAAAAACCCCACAGUCGUCAAAAUAGCCAGGAAGCACAAGAAGACUCCUGCUCACGUACUACUGAGAUUCCUUAUCCAAAACGGAAUUUGCGUCAUACCGAAGAGCCGCAACCCCGACAGGAUCGUCCGAAACUUCAACGUAUUCGAUUUCAGCCUAGACGCGGAAGAUGUCACUGCUCUUUCGAACCUGGAUAUGAACGAACAGGGCCAGAUGUUCCUCCACGUCUGGGACGGAACGGAGGACCACCCGGAAUAUCCAUUCGCGCCUCCGAAUUCCGACAAACGAAACUAAUCGAUUUUUGUUUGUCUUUUGUGCUCAAUUUUCUUUCCAUGUCCAGAAUUAAAGUCACAAAUAAAUUACUUGACGUCCUAACCGAAUAACAAA